Molecule: messenger RNA, 1361 nt
Organism: Liolophura sinensis
Lineage: Eukaryota; Metazoa; Mollusca; Polyplacophora; Chitonida; Chitonidae
Product: ADP-ribosylation factor-like protein 16
Exons: 5
Coding region: 101-616 (171 amino acids)
Molecular function (GO): GTPase activity; GTP binding
Source: RefSeq, a predicted model, not a curated record
CAUGUGGUGUCAUGUUAACUUAACUUGUGGCAGCUACAAGCUCUAGUUGAACUCUAGUCAAUAGACAGAAAACCGGAAAAGUCACAUUUCUAAAUUUGAGAUGUGUCUCCUAAUAGGACCCACUGGAGUAGGGAAGACGUUAUUGUUGAAACGACUGAGCUCCAUAGGGAAAGGAGCUUUUGAGAAUCUAGGACAAAUUCCAUCAACGAUUGCUACAGUUGGGUCAAACUUGGUGACAGUUAACAUACAUAAAAAGCAUGAUAUUACAAUAAGAGAGUUAGGAGGAAGCAUGGGACCUAUCUGGCAAAAUUAUUACAAAGAUUGUAAAACUGUUAUAUAUAUGAUAGAUGUGUGCAAUCGUCUCCAGGUAUCUUCUGCCUGUAUACAGUUGUUGGCCCUUUUGACUCAUGAAUCUCUCCUGAAAACUCCAAUUCUUCUUAUCUUUAACAAGAUAGACAUGCCAACCCGCAUGACCAAGAGUGAAAUAGAGGCAUUGUUCAGGCUUCAGGACAUAAUAAAAAGUGCUCAGCAGGUGAUCUCCGUUGUGGAGAUUAGUGUCCACACAGGUCAUGGUGUUCAGGAUGUCAUCAAGUGGAUUCAGAAGGCCCAGAAGUGACACUUGAGUUAACAGUGUACUUUAGAAACACAAACAAAAACUGUGCGUAUUAGGGGCAGAAGAAUCUGACCUGUUUAAUGCACUAGGGACAAAAGAAGUAUUUUCUCAGAACAUUGAUUGGUAUUUAAUGCCCUGCUCAAGAAUUUUUCACUUCACUGACAGUCAGGUUUGUGAGUGGAGGAAGUGAACACCCAGAGUCCGCUUUAUAGGUGGAGGAAACAGAGUGGCCAAAGUACACCUUUAUGGAUGGAGGAAAUAGUGCCCAGAGUACCAUGGGUCAGAUUACGAGUGGAGAAAGCAGAGUGCCCAGAGUUCCAUGGGUCAGGGUUAUGGGUGGAGGAAGCAGAGUGCCCAGUGUACCAUGGGUCAGGGUUAUGGGUGGAGGAAGCAGAGUGCCAAGAGUACAACGGGUGGAGGUUUAAUUUGGUUCAAUAUGACCACAGUGACCAUAUAAUGUGAGCAAGAUUCAUAAUGUAUUUCUGUGAUAUCCACCUUGUAUGAUCCCAUGAAUGAGGAUAAAUUUGUAUAUUUAUUAACUGUACCAUAGUAUCACAGUUAAUUUGUUAUACAUCUGCAUAUAAUUGUUUCAACUGGAUAAUUAUGUAUUUGUCUGGACAUUCUCUCAUCUAUUUCAUGUCCAGCACCUUUACGUUAACUGGUCUUUACUUUGUCUUUAUAAACGCCUUUGCAUGUAUUUACUGGUAUGUUUUCUUGUACAUCCUUAAAACAAGGCAACCUAUCAAUA